CUUUUAUGUAGCUGGUUUUAAGAAGUUUUCCAUUGUUUCUUUUAUAUUAUAUUAAUUUAAUGUUUAGGAAAAAAAAGAUCGUGUUCUGGCUCCGAUUGGGAUCGACGUGUUAUAGUUGCAAGAGCGAGUUAUGCAUUUUAUUUUGAAAUUUUUAACCGGAAGCAAAAGUCAUUUUUCUUGCGCUACCUUGAAAAUAAAGUGGAGGCUGGUGGAAAGCGCUUCUUAAGACAUGUACAUUUUUUUUUACAACAUGACUCUGUUUACGUGGGGCAGCUAGGAGUCUAAAUGUCCACGUGAGACUCCCCGGAGAUCAGGCUGUUGGUUAGGCGACACGCUGCGGAUGAUACAUUGCAGCUAGCCUAAAGCUGCUAUAGUUAGCUAGCUCCUACUCGCCAGGUUUGACUUUCUUGUGCUUUCCAGGCUGAUAGCGCAGUGAGUAAUGUGGAAAGUAACGUUAAAAGCGUUCGGCGUUUUGCUGUUGGCAUGGUUGUUGGGAAACUUUGUUCUGGGCUGGUUUCAGCAAAACACCAAACCCCAAACGCAGCACAGCGAGCAGCAUCCGAGCAGAACCUCGGAGAGCCAGGACCAGAGCUGCUUCUGCCAUCUCACAGGUGUCCUGGACGACUGCUUCUGUGACGUCGAAAGCAUCGACAUUUUCAACAACUUCAAGAUCUACCCUCGCAUCAGGAAGCUGACAGAGAGAGACUACUUCAGAUACUACAGGGUGAACCUGAAGCGACCGUGUCCCUUCUGGCCUGAUGACGGACACUGCUCCAUCAAAGACUGCCACGUGGAGCCCUGCCCAGAGAGCAAGGUUCCUGUUGGCAUCAAGUCUGGGAACUACAACAAGUACUCGCAGGCGGCCAAUACGAUGUCGGACGUGGUGGAGUGCGAGCAGGCCAAGGAGCUGGGUGCCAUCAACAGCACCCUGAGUAACCAGAGUAAGGAGGCAUUCGCUGACUGGGCGAGACACGACGACGCUCAGGAUCACUUCUGUGAGCUGGACGAUGAGACGUCUCCAGAUGCCGAGUAUGUGGAUCUGCUCCUGAAUCCGGAGCGAUACACCGGAUAUAAGGGUCCUUCAGCCUGGAGAGUCUGGAACAGCAUCUACGAGGAAAACUGCUUCAAGCCCAGGUCGGUGUACCGACCUCUGAACCCUCUGGCUCCCAGCAGAGGAGACGAUGAUGGGGAAGGUUUCUACACCUGGCUUGAAGGUUUAUGUUUGGAGAAGAGAGUUUUCUACCGACUCAUCUCAGGCCUCCACAGCAGCAUCAACAUCCACCUGUGUGCCGAGUACCUGCUGGACGAGGGCUGGGGACGCUCAGUGUGGGGUCCAAACAUCCAGGAGUUUCGUCAGCGUUUUGACAUGGCAGAGACAAAGGGGGAGGGCACGCGACGCCUGAAAAACCUCUACUUCCUGUACCUGAUCGAGCUUCGGGCGCUCUACAAGGUGGCUCCGUACUUUGAACGAGCCAUCGUCAACCUAUACACGGGAAAUGCUCAGGAGGACGGAGAGACCAAAGACCUGCUGCUGCAGAUCUUCAAUGAGAUCAAAGCCUUCCCCAUGCACUUUGAUGAGAAGUCCAUGUUUGCUGGACACAAACUGGAAGCCAAAACAUUAAAGGAGGAGUUUCGUCUCCAUUUCAAGAACAUCUCCAGGAUCAUGGACUGUGUGGGCUGCAGUAAAUGUCGCCUCUGGGGGAAACUGCAGACUCAGGGUCUCGGUACUGCUUUGAAGAUCCUCUUCUCUGAGAAGGAGAUCAAGAACCUUCCUGAACACAGCCCAUCCAAAGGCUUCCAGCUUACUCGUCAGGAGAUCGUGGCCUUGAUGAACGGCUUCGGCAGGUUAUCCACCAGCAUAUAUCAGCUCCAUCACUUCCGUCAGCUGUUGAAGGAGAAAAGGUAACAGGAGGCGAUGCUCCACCUGGACAGCAGGCGUCACCGUCCCACACUGCAACAGUCUACCUGCUCUCAGAAGAAGGCCUCCUGCAUGGACCUGAGGACCAGCAGUGACCCCUGUUUUUGUCCCAUGAACCACCCCUCUAUAAGCCCCUCCCCCCCGUCAUACAUCAUGAAUGUUAAUUCUUCAGCCUCCUCUCGCCUUCAUCAGAAAAUAUUUGGAACAUUUAAACCGACACGUUUUUCUCUACUCUUGAAACGUGUCCUCGAAUUAUUUUUGAAAAGAAAAAAGCAGCAGAUGUUGAUGUAGGACAACAGGAACAGAGCGAGGCCUCAGCGACCAGAGGCCCGCCGCAGCAGGAGACUCUGUGGUUUACAGCUGCUGGGGACAUCCACCCUCUGCUGACCUCACAUCCUGUUGUAUUUUAUACUGACACCUGAUCUCCUGUAGAAGAAGGAAGGACGGGCGCCAAGCCUGUCAGCGCACAGCUGCCUGUGUUUGUGUUUGUCUUUACUUUUUACUGUUGUUGCUCCAAGUCUGCUCGUGUCUGCCACCUCAGGCCUAACUCAUGUCAGCUCACUGUGUGUGUGUGUGUGUGUGUGUGUGUGUGUGUGUGUGUGCGCUGGUGAGAGCUCACAGACCAUCUUUUGCUUUGUUUUCUCUCACGUCCAGCUUCACUGCAUCAAACCAAUGAUGGACACAGUCAGUGUGUCCCUGACUUCUUUGAUUAUCGGCCCUCAGAACGCCAGGCUUCAGUCCUUACAGGCACAAAUAAAAUGACUAACUCGGCCCUCA
Messenger RNA from Oreochromis aureus, 2695 nucleotides. It is a transcript of the gene ero1b, whose product is annotated as endoplasmic reticulum oxidoreductase 1 beta. Gene Ontology annotation, cellular component: endoplasmic reticulum membrane; endoplasmic reticulum. The coding region runs from base 440 to 1906 and encodes 488 amino acids. The record is from RefSeq and is a predicted model, not a curated record. Lineage: Eukaryota; Metazoa; Chordata; Actinopteri; Cichliformes; Cichlidae. Gene Ontology annotation, biological process: protein folding in endoplasmic reticulum. The transcript is spliced from 16 exons. Gene Ontology annotation, molecular function: FAD binding; thiol oxidase activity; protein-disulfide reductase activity.